CUUUCAUUAAUUUUUCAUUUCUGUUGUCAUCUUUAUUGUGUUUACAAAAUUAUAGAAAUUUACUACAUUGUAGGGAGCAGACGAGUUAUUUUAUCACCACGAUUUAGUAAACCUAAAUCAAUUCGACCUACUGUGGCAAGAGCAUAUAAUAAGCAUGGGUAUCAUUAGACCCACAAGGCUUGUAAUUUUAAGAUAAUUUAUGUUACUUAAAAAGCUUUAUAUUUCUUAUUAAGAUUAUUACGCGUGACAGGACUCUAUACAUCGGCGUCAAGGAAACUUACAUUUUCAUAUUAAAGAAUCUCGCUGAUGACUCAUUGAAUUAUUCGUGGGGUGAAGUUAGUGGUUUAGAUUCGUCAAAGAUGAAACUUUGCGUGUGUCCUGAAAAAGGAGAAGUAUUAGCUAGAGGCACUAAAAAAAUUGAAAUAACUAUCACACCACUUUCAGAGGUUAAAUAUUUGUUUAAUUUUUCAAAAAUUUGAUUUUGGGAAAAUAUUUGGUUUACUAUUUAUUUUUAAUUUCUAGGGGAUCGUGCAAUCGUUAUUUAUACCAUGUUUUGUGGGAGAUUCGCGGAAGAUGAUAAUGCUGGGCAUCGAAUGUUUCAUCGAAUCACUUUAUGUCAUAUUUUAUUUUCCAUUAAACGACGAUACGCCAUUGUUAAUGAAUAAUUUUGUUAAAGUAAAGUGGCGGGCAGAUAGUCUCAAACUUGCUUUGGAUAUGGCGGGAAAAUCUAGACAGCACAUGCGCGUAAUUCAAAUGGACUGUCAAUCUUAAUGUACAACUUCGCAGAAAUUAUUAGACAAGUACAAAAAGCGAGAGGAACGAGAAUUAAUGAACACGAAUCUGGAUCAAGGAGAGGUUCUUAAAGAUGCUUCAGCAGGUCCUUCUAUGCAAGAAGUGGCAGUUGACGAAUCAGGCGAACAGCCCUUCCUAAGUACUCGUACUUCAGAAAUCAUUAAGAUGAGCAACAUAACAGAAAAUGACAAUUAUUUGGUUUCCUCUGGAAGCAUUGUACCAUUCCACGAAAAAUUCUUACCACUGGUUACACAGCCUGUUGUAAUAGAAUUUCCAGGUUUAUCGUUAAGAACAGUGCAGAAGAAAACUUUUAUAAUAAAAAACGAGACUUCGAUUCCAACUAAUUAUUGGCUUCGUAUAAAGAACUUUUAUCCCAUCAUGUGUUCGUGUAAAUGGAAGUCGCAAGAAGAUCGGAUCAGGUUCAUUUAUAAACGAGUUUUUAGUCGGCGGAAGGAAUUAAUAGAAGACACAUUGUGCAAAGUAAAACAACCUGGAUCAGGUAUGGUAGUCUAUGUUGAUCCCUUAAAUUCAGAUAUUGGUCCUUUCAAAGCCAUGCCUGUGGACAUUUAUGUUUUUGCUGAUACAUGGGGUUAUUAUGUGGAUGAAUUAGAAAUAAAUAUUGCUGGUUUACCACAGUAUACUAUAGGGAUAUGUGUACAAGUUGUUGGAUCACCAAUAUCAUUGUCAAUUUCUGAUAGAAAUGAAUCUAAUAUACCUAUUAUUAGAUAUGGAAUGGUAGCUGUAGGUAGUCGCCUACAUGGGAGAAAAAUAUCAUUGACAAAUACAAGCGCGAUACCUAUAAUUAUUGACUGGCAUACAUUUGUAGUCAAGCCAGUUCUAGAAUCAAUGCCUUUUAACGUAGCAUUUAGCUUUCAUACACCAUUUACUGACGAAUUAGCAUCAAAAUUGAGAAAUAAUAAGCAGAAGACUAAUAGUGAAAUACACCUAGAAAAACACUAUCCAUACUCAAAAGUCUUACAUACAUGUGAUUCUAGUGAAUUCAGCAACACUAGUGAUAUUACAACAUCUAGUUACAUGGAAUCCUCACACAUGACCUCAUCCUGGAUGUGUAAUGGUGAAAUUUCCAAACAGUAUACCACCAGUAGCUCCAAUAGAUGUUCAAAAAGUGAAAAUAAAUAUACAAAAGAUGAGAUAUGCUUCAAUGCAAAUAAUAUAGUAGAGAAGAAAGACAUUGAAAUACAAAUUUCGAUACUUCCUUACUAUGGUUUAAUUGAUACAAGAAUAUGCACGGUUACCCCUAGAGAAAUGUUCAUCCUACCCAAAAGUAAUACCUCCCUAAUUAUUGAUAUACAACUUGAAAGAUACAAAACUAUGAUGGAAACAAAUGAAAGUAUCGAAGGAGAAUUUUUUUGCAAAAUUCUUGGAUUUCUACGAGUUGCUCCAAAUGAUAUGUUUGUAUAACUGACUUGUGAUACAAAUCAAUGUAAAAUAUCUACAGUGAAUUAUAUGACACUAUAUAAUAAUAAUAGGUACAGAGAUAACUAUUAUGCUAGACAGAGUGGCAAUUAUUUUUCUCCUGUAGAAAUUGAUGUUACUGCAAAUAUUACUAAAUCUACAUUGGAUUUUAAUAUUUCUAAAUUUGAUAGAACGUUUAUAUGUUGUGCCAGUAAAGUAAUACGAAGUCGAAGGAAAAGAUUAGAGUAUGUAAAAUUACAAAAUAUAAAAUUCUUAUUCAAAGAAUAGAAUAUUUCUUCACCUAAUCUAUUUUUCUUAGACUGACUAAAACAUUAUUUUUGUACAACACUAAAAACAAGCUAAUAGAGAUAACUUUAGAAACAUAUGAACCAUUUUAUAUCAAAUCUACAUCAAUUUAUGGAGAAGCAGAUCUAUCUAAGUCUGGAAUUAUAUGCAUAAAUCCAAAUGGAUAUAUUGAAGUAAUUUAUCUUUUCCUUUGGCAGAAAUACAAAUUUUGAGUAACAUUCUUUUUAUAGGUAAAAAUUGCAUGUAUUGUAGAAGAGAAAUUAAUUCAAACUAUAAUGAAUACAAGUUCAAAUCAAGAUUUCCAUGAUCCAAAGAUCACAAUAAGAGAACCAUUACACAUUAUACAUUCUGAUAAACGAUAUCAAGUAUUAAUCAUUUUUCUUUUUUGUUCUACUUGAAUGAACAUAAUAAAUCCUUAAAUUUAUGUGAUUUUAGAACUUGGAAUUAAUUUUGCAAAUAUGGUUACCAGUGUUAAAAUUAUCAUCAUACACAUUAGAUUUUGGUCUUGUUUACAUAGGUGAUGCAAAGAAACUAUCAUUAACUAUCAGAAACUUAUCAAGUAUAGCCAUAAUUGUUAUCUUCUUUAGUAUUUACAUACAUUAGCAUUAUUUUAACGUUAUACAUUAACUAAGUCUUAUUGAUUGAUUUUCAUUAGUAUGCAGUGUAAAUUAUAGAAUAAAUAAAAAAUCCAAAACCAAAGAAUUUAUGAUUGAUAAAAGGCAUGGAACAUUGUCAAGUCAAUAUAACUACCAAGGCUGUUAUUUCACAAUCAUGGUUGCUUUCCAACCAAAGUAAUAUAAUUUAAUCAUAAAUAUUCUAUCACUAACCAUACUGGUCACUGUACAAUAAUUACAAUAUUUACAGAAAACCAGGGAAACUAUUCGAAACAUUAGAAAUACUAACAGAUAUCCCAUACAAUACAGAAGAAUGCCAACUUUACGGAGAAGGAACAUUAGAUGAAAAAUAUCAUACUCCCGGUGUAUAAAAGAAUAAACAAUUACAAAUCUACUUAAAAAUUAUGAUUCAUUAACAAAAUAAAAAACAGUUUACGAAAGAGAGUUAAAAUAAAACAGAGCGUUAUUAGUAGUUACGUUAAUAGUAUUCUAAUAAAUGAUAAAUGCGUAAAAGAGAACAUAAACAUUCAUAUCGAUAACAUAAUUCCGAUUAUUAUAUAAAUCGGAAUAUAUAAACUGAAA
Molecule: messenger RNA, 3710 nt
Organism: Bombus huntii
Lineage: Eukaryota; Metazoa; Arthropoda; Insecta; Hymenoptera; Apidae
Exons: 8
Coding region: 829-2214 (461 amino acids)
Biological process (GO): negative regulation of cell population proliferation
Source: RefSeq, a predicted model, not a curated record